Diabrotica balteata is the source of this 4041-nucleotide messenger RNA. NCBI's taxonomy places the organism in Eukaryota, Metazoa, Arthropoda, Insecta, Coleoptera, Chrysomelidae. The record is from the annotation of a GenBank genome assembly.
GCCGUAUAUUUGAUGCUUGGUGGUGUAUUGCUUGUUGGUUUGUGUGCAAGUGGAAGUGAUUAAUAAAAACUGUGAUUGUUGAACGAGAAUCUGACCCAAAAGUCCCUUCACUUUCCUGUCCCCAAGAAAAUUCAAAUCACAAAUAUGGACGGGCGCCUUGAGCAGAAUCGUUUGAACGAUGAUUCAAAUUUACAGAUUACCAUUAGACUGAUAAUGCAAGGAAAGGAGGUCGGCAGUAUUAUUGGGAAAAAAGGAGAAAUUGUUAAGAGGUUUCGAGAAGAGAGUGGUGCAAAAAUAAAUAUUUCCGAUGGAUCGUGCCCGGAAAGAAUUGUUACAGUCAUAGGAUCAACAAAUGCAAUUUUUAAAGCUUUUACACUAAUAUGUAAAAAAUUCGAGGAGUUUCAGGAGAUCAAUAGUGGUAGCAGCUCGGUACCACGUCCUCCAAUCACACUACGCCUAGUAGUUCCAGCCAGCCAAUGCGGCUCUUUAAUUGGAAAAGCAGGGUCCAAAAUAAAAGAAAUAAGAGAAGUAACUGGAGCGUCAAUACAAGUCGCCUCUGAGAUGUUACCCAACUCUACGGAGAGAGCUGUCACUAUUUCUGGUACCGGAGAAGCAAUUACGCAAUGCAUUUAUCAUAUAUGUAAUGUUAUGCUCGAGUCCCCUCCCAAAGGUGCCACAAUUCCCUACCGCCCCAAACCCCAAGUAGGUGGUCCCGUAAUCCUAGCCGGUGGACAGGCCUACACUAUCCAAGGCAACUACGCCGUUCCCGCCCAUACAGACGUAAGUAGCUCAACAGUAAUGCCCCCCCUAUUCGCUCCUGCCCAUCCUACCCCCCACCCACUGCCAUUUUGCCAUCCGCUGACAGCAGCGGCUGCCCCGGCGCAGCUUCUUGCUGCUUCUUUUGAGCCGCUCAAGAACGGACAUUUGCAGGCCGCCCUUCCGCCCGCGCAUCUCUUGCCAGAUAUCGCAGGUUUGGGUAAAGGUCCUCUUGCAGGUCUAGCUGCAUUAGGAUUGGGUGGAUUAGCCCCUGGGGGUGCAGGAGGAUUGAAUCCAGCAGCUCUGGCUGCUUUGGCAGGCUCGCAGUUAAGAACCGCAAAUUCCAGAAACCAGCAGAACUCAAACCAACAGACUCACGAAAUGACCGUUCCAAAUGAAUUGAUCGGUUGCAUUAUCGGUAAAGGAGGCACCAAAAUUGCAGAAAUAAGACAGAUUUCCGGAGCCAUGAUCCGUAUAUCAAAUUGCGACGACAGAGAAACCGGAACAUCGGAUCGUACGAUUACAAUCACUGGAAAUCCUGACGCAGUAGCCUUGGCGCAGUAUCUCAUCAAUAUGAGCGUCGAGUUGCAGAAAGCUAACCUUGAGGCCCAAAACUCUCCCAGUACCGGCCAGCCCUCUAACACAAACACCACUAGUACCACCAAUGCCGCCUCUACCCUGACUAGUGCCAUCCCCAUUGCGCAGCUGUUAGCCAAGCCUGGCGCCCUCAAUGCGUUAACUAGUCUUACCGCGUUGGGGGGGCUUACGGAGCUACUCAGCGGCCAAGGGGGCGGUCCUCCCUCCAUCCAGACUACCGGUGUCCACCGUGCCCACAAGAGCUAUACGCCCCGCAUGCGUUCUCCCGGUGGUGGAAAUGAAGGAAGCAGAAUCAAGAAUGAAAGAAGCAAGUUUAAUCCGUAUUAGGUGGCAUAUUUUAGUAUUUACGUUUUGACUUUUCUAAAUAUUAGGUGUAACUUAUCACUGAUUUUAUACAGAAUUUUUUAAUUUAGUGUUAAAGGUUAAGUCUUGUUUCAUUGAUAUGAGGCGAUUAUUUUUUAGCACAUAUGUCAUUCUUAUUUACACUUAUUCAUAUCCUGCUCUCCUUAUACACUUAUACCUCUUUUUUUUUCUAAAACCGUACCAAAGUAAGUAUACCAAACGUGAUCUUACAGAGAGUAUUACGUUCGUCACUCUAGUUUCCUUUUUCACCUUGAUGUCCUUGUAUCUACUUUUUAUUCAAAAACUUUAUAUUUAUGUUUUUUAUGCUCUCUAUAAUUUCGCUUAUUGUAUAAUGUGUAAAUAAUGAUAAAAUAAUAAUCGUUUCAUAACUCGAGUUUAAGAUGCUAUAGCGUUAGAUCUGAGAAAUUGUAGGGACCAAUUUUUUAACAAAAUAUAAAUUUAAAAGGGGGGCAAAACGAUAAAGAGGAUUUUAAUUUAUUCAUUAAAAAUUAAGGGUAAGUGGCGGUAACGGGUAAAGGUUUUGUAACUCAUAUACUUGAAAAUUUAUAUCUAUUUGAGACUGUUUUGCUAGUCAUACCUCGAAGAUAGUAUAUCAGAACGUGUGCAGUGGAAUUAAAAGCACACUUUGUAUAAAAUCAGUGACUUUGUAUGUAAGAGUUAGUUUGUAAGGUUAUAUUAUUUUAUACUUUUUAUAUAUGUUAUUGUAUAGGGUGGUUUAAUUUCAAAUACGGUUUUUUACAGUGAUUUCAUUUUAAAGAAUCUUUCAAUAGAAAAGCAAACCAAUGACAACGUCAAACUGGUUAAAAAAAUAUGAGAACCAGUUACUCAAACUAAAGUAGAAGUGAAAAACUAUUUUAAGCUAUAUUAUCGGACACGCCUAGUAUAUUACUUUUUAUGCUUUUUAUCAUUCAAAGGGACAUGGUCUCCAUUCGUGCAAUCGAUUAAUUUGUAUGUUCAGAGAACUCAACGUUCCUUACUCCAAGUUCUAGUAAAUAAUCCUGCGGUAUUCUGUCUUGCAACUACCAUCAACUAGGCUGACUAGUAUUAUUUGCUCAGUAUUUAGCUUCUUAUUUGUUACUAUUGAACACACCUAAUAUAUUACUUUUUAUGCUGUUUAUCAUUCAAAUGGACACGGUCUCUAUUAGUGGAAUCGAUUAAUUUGUAUGUUCAGGGAUCUCAACGUUCCUUAUUCCAAGUUAUAGUAAAUAAUCCUGCAGUAUUCUUUCUUGCAGCUACCAUCAACUAGGCUGACUAGUUAAUACUUUGCUGUAAUAAUAGCAUCUUCCUAGAGGAAAGACAAGUGUUUCUCGCUUGUUCCAACUCACCAAAGAUCACUAAUGUUAUUUCCUUGAACAAAUUUCUUUUUCUGACAUAACUCUCUUCUAUAACUUCUGUAACUCAGGACAAGCUGGUUUCCCUGUUUUGGCACAGGUAUCAUUUCCGAAUUUUUAUUUGUGCCAUUGUAUUUUGCUUAAUUUUAUUUUCUUCGAUUAUUUGGACGAUUAAGCGAUGCAUGCUUCCCUUCCUAUAUGAUGUAUUCAUCAAAUAUGAAAUUUCCUUAUAUUUGAUGUUUUACAGUGUCGAAUGGCUUGCAAUGGUCUAUGAAGUUAGAUGUAUGUAAAGAUUUAUGCAUACACAUCUUCUGAAUCUAAGUGUUAUCUUGUGUGCAUCUUGAAUCAUUGCUUACUUAUUUUUUGUCUUGUUUAUGUAUUCUUGUUUAUUGUUCGAUUGUGUAUGUGUCCAUUUUAAGUUUAAACAGAGCAGAAAGAUUGAGGAAUCUAUUACUGAUUUUACUUGAAGAUUGUUUGGUUCCGAGUUUUCUUUUACAUUUUUAGUAUUUUUUCGUUUUAUCCAUUAUGCGGGUUUUCUUCCAUUUUCUAAUUAAUUUCCCAUAUAUUUUGUCUUUUUUCCCUCUUUUAAUCUCUUCGUCUACCUAUUCGUUUCACGUAUUCAGUCUGCCUCUUGGUUCUUUACGUGGUGAUGUGUAGCUCCUUUUGUUUGGAAGAUUUUAGUUCUUCCUCUCUUGUUAGUAUUGUGUAGAUAAUAUAUUCCCCUGAUAUAAACAACACCUCCACAAAAAUUAUUUGAAAACGGUGGUACUACUCAAAAGAAAGGUUUUGCUUUUCUUGUAACAUAUUUGAUUAUUUGUGCCAAAGAUUUUAGAAAGGUUUUAUCCUUUUAUUUUUAUUAUUUUUUACUUGCCAACUCAAGUUUAAGUUCAACGUAUUUUUAUAUAGAUUAACACCCUAUACUUAUAUAAAAUUGUAUACAUUCGUUUGUAAAUUACUAUAUUCGACAUAUAAGUUCAUUAAAAAUGUCAUCUUU